Molecule: messenger RNA, 2979 nt
Organism: Miscanthus lutarioriparius
Lineage: Eukaryota; Viridiplantae; Streptophyta; Magnoliopsida; Poales; Poaceae
Source: the annotation of a GenBank genome assembly
AUGGACUUCGGCGGGGGUUCCUCGGCCGAGGUGGAGCAGGCCUGGCACCUCCUCACCGUGCUCAUCCGCCUCGGCCGCCCCGCCGCCCCCUCGGAACUCGCCGCCGCCGCAGCGCCCUCCAUCUCGACGCGCGUCGUCGAGCAGAUGUGUUGCUUACCUAGGUCGCCACUAUGGAUCUCUGACGACGGCGUCGUGACGCCCUCCGAGACAGCCGUCCUGGCGUUUCUGAGGUUCAUGGGGUGGGAUAUCCCGGGGCCUAAGGUGAGCCUGAGACCUUCGGAGGUGAGGCGGUGCUUGGGGAAGGUGUCGAUUACGUAUGAGCGUAAGCGGCAAGGGUCGGAUGCAAGGUGCUUCAGCGCGAAGAGGCGCCGACUACCGGCACCGGACGCAGAUUUGGUGGACCAAACGGAGCAUCAGUCGUGUCAGCUGGUUGCACAGACCUGUACUACGGUUGGGACGGUUGCUACUGGAGAGGUACAUUUGGAGGUUAUGCAAAAGUUGAAGGAUAGGCUUCCCACUCUCGGCACAUUUCUCGGUGAACCUUCCUUGGGGUUCUCAACUGUGGUUACUCUUGCUCCCAAUAUUGCUAAAAUUACCAUGCUUUGUCUUCAGCCCAAACUUGACCAUCCUCUUAGAGGUGAUGAUGGCACAGUUAUUGGGAACAUGUCUUUAGCACUGGUGCCAACAGGUUUUUCAGAUUGCCCUUGUUCUGUCAAUCUUCCUCCACUGGAUGCUGAGAAAUCAAAAAGCACUAAUGUGGAAGUUGAUGGUAAAAGUAACAAGAUUAGUGAAUCUGAACAAGUUUCCUUACUUAACUGUAGAGUAGAGGAUAGUGAUGAUAUACAAAAAGAGUCUGUCCUUCCCAUGGCCAGUCAUGAUGUUUUAGUUGGAGAAAGCAAAAAUAGGGCUGAUGAAGAUCUAAAUCUUGUUUGCAAAAAUCAUGGCAGUCUGAUUAAUCAUAAUACAAAAACAGCUGAUAGUAUUGAAGCAUUUGAUAUGAUUCUCAACCAAGCAGAUGGUCUACAAUACAAUUGCCUAAAUGAUGGCCAUCAUCAGAAUGCCCCAAGUUGUGUUCAGGAAAAAAAUCCACUUGAUGCUAGUGCAUAUGCAGAAGUUUUCACGGAUAAGACAACGCAAAUUUUGUUCCAGCCUUCUAUGGACAACAAAGCUGGAUCUAUAGCACCUCAAAUGAACAGAAAUGUUCAAUCUGAAACAUUACCGCAAGAAACUACAAGGCAAGAUGGCAUGAACAUGAAGAACCUGAAUAUUGCUUCUGAAAAUAGAGACAUCAGAUAUCUAAAUCAUGGAGAGCAGUCCUUGAACAAGGUGGAGGUCAAUGUAUCUAAGAAUGGGCGGGAUAAAUUGGCUGUGAAGCAAAAGGAGAAGUGCAAGAAAAAUGAACAGCCAAAAGAAGAUAAGGACCACACAGCAAAGACUCAAAAGGGUCAUGUAGCACCAAAACCACUUCCUGCCUUCAAGGGUUUUGUCAUGGAAGAGGAGGAAGGGUCUGGAGGUUAUGGGACUGUUUAUAGGGCUCAGAGGACAAAAGAUGGAAAGACAUUCGCUAUAAAAUGUCCUCACCCAAAUGCUCAUUCACAUCAUGUUAACAAUGAACUAAAGAUGCUGCAGCGUUUUGGAGGCAAAAAUUGUGUGAUUAAAUAUGAAUGCUCUUUGAAAAGUGGUGACCUAGACUGUUUUGUUCUAGAACAUGUUGAGCAUGACAGACCAGAGAUUUUGAAAAAGGACAUAACCUUGCUUGAGCUGCGGUGGUAUGGGCACUGUCUUUUCAGAGCUCUUGCAGGCUUACAUAGACAGGGGGUAGUGCAUAGAGAUGUCAAACCUGGAAACUUCCUUUUCUGUCGCAAACAGAAAAAGGGGUAUCUUAUUGACUUUAACCUGGCAAAUGAUCUCCACCAAAAGUUCUUGAAAAACUGUAAAUCUGAUGCAACUUCAAGUGGGAAGGAUACCACAUCUCAAACUCUAUCAACUAUUGCCCCAGUAGUUCAUGCCAAAGAACCAGCUGCUGAUUCAAAGCAACCUCUUCCUUUGAAGAGGAAAAGAUCUAGUAGAAGCCCAGUGGAUAAUGCACAUGCACCUAAGAUUGACAAUAAAAGUAGGCAUGGUAACCAAGCUGCAGAUGUAUCUGGUGUAACAUCUGCGAAGGAUCCUACAAGCACUAAAACAUCAUUAGAUAGGUUAAAGCAGCCAAUGCCUUACAAAGGGCGAAAAGAACUAAUGAACUUCUUACAUGAAACAAUGCAAAGUCCAAAGAAAAGUACUAUGCCUACUCCUAUUUCCCACAGGAAGAGGGUUGCUGCCCCUUUGAGUAGUGUGGAUCAAAAGCUCUUUAUACUGACGCCAAUGCCCCUGCGUUCUGGUGGUAGUGCUGUUGCUGGUUCUGGCAUGUUCAACAACAAAGGACAUGGAAAACAUCGAAGAGAAGGUCCAUGUGUUGGAACUAAAGGAUUCCGGGCUCCAGAGGUUCUCCUUAGGUCCUUCCACCAGGGUUGUAAAGUUGAUGUCUGGUCGGCUGGCGUGACACUCUUGUACUUGAUAAUUGGCAGAACGCCUUUUGGUGGAGAUCCUGAACAGAAUAUCAAGGAAAUAGCGAAGCUGAAAGGCAGUGAAGAACUAUGGGAAGUAGCGAAAUUGCACAACUGUGAAUCUUCGUACCCAUCCGAUCUCUUUGAUGUCAAAUUUCCGUUGUGCUCGGUGGAUCUAAGGGAGUGGUGUGCAGCCAACACACGCAGGCCAGAUUUACUCGAGAUGAUACCUAACUCCUUUUUUAAUCUUGUGGACAAAUGUUUGGCCGUCAACCCCAGGUGCAGGCCCUCAUCAGAGGACGCGCUCAGGCAUGAAUUCUUUGCUCCAUGCCACGAUAGCUUCAGGAAGCUCAGGAUGCCGAGGAGAUCAGCUGGUUCUGAUGCUGCAUGUUCAUCGUCUCACCAGAACACAGCACUUACAGCAAAACAAUCAUAG